AAACCAACUCAGUAACAGCGGUUGAGGCGAUAAACGACUUAUCGAAUCCGAGGCUUAGUUUUUUUAAACAACAAAAUGAUGUCCUGUAUUACCAACGUCAAUUCUGGCAAGGGAGUGUUCCUUAUUUCAGAGUCAUAAGAUAUCACAGCGCAACUGAACAAGCGGAGCGAAUUUAUAAUGGACCCGGCAGGCUCCUCGAUGUGACAGCAGACUCGAUUUAUCUGCAGCAUGAUAAAGACGAUGAAAAAGGACUAUUUCGGUUUGAUAUUGCCUCGCAGGAAUUACAGUUUUUAGCAACUACUUCUCCACAUCAGUGCAGCACAGUAAGGCAUGGUGCAAUCCUUGAAAGUGGUAAUCGCACUUAUUCCUUGCAAUUGAACAAUGAGCUUUAUCUGAUUACUGGUGAAGGUUAUCUGAAGCGAAUUGACACAACAACGCAAUCGGUGACCAACCUGGGGUGUGCUGAAGAUCUAUUUACCGAUGGUGAGCAAGUGUUUUUAUUGCGAAAUCGGGGACAGCGGUAUUACUCCACCCUUUGGCGUGUAGAACCAGGUAAUAAUGAGAUAUUACCUGUGUUGGACGCGCAAAUUCGAUAUUAUGCGAAUAUCGGAAGUAAGCUUUAUUACGAGACAAUUGAUGCGGAAAGUGGCACUAAUUUAUCGGUCUAUCACUUUGAUGAACACUAUAAUCAAUGGAUAGCGCAACGCUUCAAUGCGGAUACUUACAGUUUUGUAUUGCAAAGCAUCCAGCAAAUUGGGGAUAACAUUUAUUAUUUUUCCAGAACCAGGAACCCAGAUUAUCCCGCUCCUUCUGAACCUCAGUUUAUCUAUCUGAUCUGGCGAGCAGGAGACGAGCUGCCCUUAAAAACCUUUGAUGGUAACGAAUUAUGGCCAGUUCUUAGUCAAACGGCACAGUUUGCAGGUGAUAUCUGGUUUACUGCCGAUAUAAAUCAACAUGGAUUAUACAGUAGAGGUGAAUUGGCCAGGUUGCACAUCGGAACAGAUUAUAUCAAUCAAAGCANAAAAUUAGACUUUGAUGGUGAUAAUCGCGCCGAUGUCGCCUUUCAUGACUCAUUUGGGAA
Trichoplax adhaerens is the source of this 1081-nucleotide messenger RNA. RefSeq lists its product as uncharacterized. The annotation marks the transcript as partial. The transcript has a single exon. Lineage: Eukaryota; Metazoa; Placozoa; Uniplacotomia; Trichoplacea; Trichoplacidae. The record is from RefSeq and is a predicted model, not a curated record.